Molecule: messenger RNA, 3198 nt
Organism: Prorocentrum cordatum
Lineage: Eukaryota; Dinophyceae; Prorocentrales; Prorocentraceae
Source: the annotation of a GenBank genome assembly
AGCCAAUCCGGCUCACGUUCUUUUGGCUCGAACGGCUGUUAGUUUGGACACACCUGCGUUUCUGUUCUGUGGUACUUUGGUCGAUAGCGAGCUCCAUGUCGGUACAACGCGAUGGUUCUGCCGCAGUUUCUAGUCGAGAUGCUCCAGCACGCGGUGAUUCUUUGCACCAUGAUUGGACAUCAAGGCAUCCUUGGGCUGCUGCUGACCGUCGCCCGGCCGCUUGAGGCAGCUCUGCUCGAGGUGGUCGGCAGCCCUGGGUAUCUGCUAUCCCACUACCUCGCCGUGCUUCCUCUUGUGCUGUGGUUGUGGGUGGCAGUCACCAUGUUCGUGGUUGUGGUCAUCAAGCGUUUGCUUUUCCCGUUCGGCAUGAAAGCCGCUGGCACCGAACACAGGAAGAAAGGCAGAUGGGAGUACGAGGUGAACUCCUUCGGCUAUCUCAGGUGGUGGAUUGCAGACCAUGUCUUCAGAUGCACCAAGCCUCUACUGUACCACGCUGUAGCCCGUCGCAGCCGUAUGAUCAGUUGGUGGUGUUGGGCCAUGGGCAUGCACAUCAAUCCCAACGUUGCAGUGCUUGCAACUGACAUUGAUGAUAUUGGAGAGUGGGAUUUCUGGGAACUCGAAGGUCAGGCACCGUCUUCAAUCUCCGCGCAUAUGGUUUUGAUUUUGACGAGGAUGGCAAACGGAUCCUGUACAUCGAACCGCAGACGCAGAAUCGUUCUGAUGCUGACAGCGAGAUGAGCAGCCCCGUGCCGAUCGUUCUGACUUGGAUUGCGUUUGUUCCAUCGACUGCUGCAUUAUGGAUGGCGUCAGUCUUCAACGAACUGCUGAUUUCUGGGGCAAGGAAUUACCACUCAUUCACCUCGUACUUUGCAAUGCUCGUGUGCUUCUGCACCUUUGCCUUGUUCAACACGAUCAUGCUCAAGAUGGCUUUAGAAAUUCCAUGUGGUCCCUGUGAGCUUGGAAAUAUGCUCGUUGAAUGUAUGGAUCUUCUGCCUGCAACGCAAUCGUUCAGCGUCCUGAACACAUGGUGGCUCCGUGCUGCUGGAGUUGGCGUGCAAAGCAACAAUAUUUUCAGCUGUGCCCCAACGCCUCGAAACGCUUCCACAGUGGUCAUCGGUGACAACGUCUUCUUGUCCAACACAAUAAUCACGGGCCCUGCCACACUGCGCGACGACUGCCUUCUCGACCUCAAGGCUCGGGUGCGCGAGCACUGCGUUCUGAACCAGAUGGCAGUAGUGGGUGGACACACGAUCCUGAGGAGGGGCACCACAGUGGAUGCCGGAGCUGUUAUCGUACGGCAGUGGGAUGUGCGCAGCGACGCACAGGCGCCGCCGUCGCCGACGCCUUGGCAGGCAGUGCGGAGGCAGAAUCUUUCGAGCAGCGUUCCCGGGGACCUUCUGGAGGCAGAGAUGCGUAAGCUUGGCGGUGGCACCGGCACAGCUCGGUCAGGCGAGCGCCACGUCUACUUCCCAACCUGGCAGUCGCACGUUGCCUAUGUGCUUCCUCGCCUGCUGCAGCUGCACCUUCUGCUGGCGGUCAUGGCUGGCUGCAUGUGCCUCGCCAACAGGGCCUGCGGGGCAUCAUUCUUCAGCUCGACCAUCUCGGCAUCGUCGAGCACAGGCAACCGGUCGGACGAAAGACUGCGCGCACUGGGAUUUCUGGGAUUCUUCGUGGGCUUCACCUUCCUGUGCCUGCCGCUGACCAUGGUGCUCGCCAAGUGGUCGGUCCUGGGUCGUUGGCAGCGGUGCGACGUCUCCGAGCACUUUCCGACGACGUCGGCCCCUUGCUGGCGCUACUUCUGCUUCGUGGCAGCCCCGAUCUGGAUUGUGGUCCGCAGCUCCUGGCAGCCUCGAUUGUAUGGGACUCUGUUGCAGAACCAAAGGUACCGCUGUAUGGGUUCUGAGAUCGGCAGGCGUGUUCUGAUAUUUAGCAAUGGGGUGGAGGACUACGACCACCUGCGCAUCGAGGGUGAUGCAGCGAUCGGCCAUGGCUGCUUCGUGCUCGGACACCUCUUCGAGGGACGAGGCCUGUCCUUCGGCAAGGUGCACCUCGGAGAGGGUUGCAGCGUCCUAUCCGACCGGCAGAUCUGGCCUGGGGCGGUCAUCCCUGCCUUCGCCACCGUGGCUCGACGAGGCCCGCCGAUCCGGGGCGCCUGCGGGGGCGAGCCAGCGAAGAGCUCGGCCCCCGCCCUCCCUGGCCUCUCCCUGGGGCAGCAGGGGGACAAGGAAACGCCCGAUUCGGAGCGUGGGUUCCCAGAGAUCCGACGUCGUGUUUUUUCCUACCCCACUGCACGAUGUCAAGAUCAGACUAUUUCAACAUUCACGUUUGGGGCGCUCCCAGAUUCCGAAGCGGCCUCGUUCAGAAUUUAGCCGCACGAAUGAGAGCAGCCCUAUGGACUUUCCGAGGUUGGGAGACCUUUUAUCAACUGCUGGAGCGAGCCACGGUGAACCAGAGAGCCUACAGAUUCGCGCUCACUGGUCCCUGGUCCCCGCCAUUCUGGGCGGACUGCAGCAUUGUAGAACACCUCAGAGAAGCGAGUCUCGGUUUCCCCUCCUCUCCUUCCUUGGCCCCGAUUGGUUCUCUGGCGCUUUCGGCGGCCCGCCCCGUCCUCCAGGCUCUGUCUGAUCCGUCACCCACCGCUGGACCUCGCCCGAAGCUUCAAAGAACGCUGGCGGCUGCCCUUGAGUCUGGAUUGUUCCCGAAUGAGGUUGCUCACACUUUAAGCUCGCGGCUAAAGACCUGGUUCCCAGCCCUGACUGCAGAGAUAGAUCAACUGAAUUGGGAUCGAGUGCGGGAGGCAUGCCGGCAACUUCCUCCGAAUCAUAGUUCCAGUGUAAUCAAGACCCUCGUCGGAGGGUGGACCACUUCGGCCAAGUUUCAAGAUGCAAAGAUAUGCCGUUUCGGAUGCUCCAGCGGCAGAGACCAUGUCCCACACUAUCUUUGUUGCGACCGUGUGCUCGGUUGGGCUGCUGUCAUUCUCAACUCUCCCAUCCCUGCUGAUCUGCUUGACCGUCUGGGCCUUCGCCAUCCUACCCCCUCUCUUUUCUCGUUUUUGCUUGUCGCUCAUUUGCUGUACACCACCUUGAUAAAGAUCCCAGCACCGAUCCCGCAGCAUGUAAUCCAGGCUGCGGUACCACAGGUCCGAGCUGCACUUCGGCGAGGCGGGUAGAGUGCCAGCGAGGGCUGGCUGAGGUAGUG